ACCUGCUUCUGUAACACAAGAAUUUCGAAAUAUUUGGGAUCAGUAAAGUACAUCUAUCUAUCUAUAUCUAUCCAUAUGGUAACUGAAUAAUGCAGGAACAUGUCCUGAUCCAAGCAUGAUGGAGUUAUAUGAUGAAAAAUGUAGCUAAAUAUGCAGAAAACCAGAACAGAGCUUACCUGAAUAUGAGGCAGGUUACGGAUAAUGUGUUGGGUGACACAAAUCCAGGGAGAUAAUGCUAUUUGUCCAGUAGAGAGCAGCAGCAAGCUUGAGAUGAGUUUAUAUACCUUCAUAUUCAUAUGAAGACAGGAGAUGCUUUUGCAGGUUACCGGAAAUGUCACAUGACACCUAGGAUAUACAACUGUUUGAAACAGGCAAAUGGGAUUUAAAAAAAAAAAUCUGUUUUGGACUCUAAAUAGUGUUGAUACAAAUAAGUCUUUUUAAUUUUUGCAUGCUCAAAGGAGACACACACACGUGCUAUAACUUCUGCAAAUUAGGAUACAUAGUCUACUGACAUCCUGUUCAUAACGCCGCCGAAGGACAGACUAGCAAAUUGUUGUUUGAUUGACAAAGUAAAGCAGCAACCAUUAAUUGACUGCUUUUCUCACAUAAUCUUUUUAUUAGUCAUUAAUUUCGUUGUAAAGAACGACAAGCUCUUUCAGGGCGGAGGAGUAGCAGUUUACGAGGUGUUCCUGAAUGCAACACGGGUCAUCGCCACCAUCACAGCCAGCCUCUGUCAUCAUCCCCCACGAAGGUGUCACAGAAGGCAGCUAGCUACCUGCUUUACACUACGUUUCAUUUAAUCAUUUUGAUACAUAUUUCUGCUUGACCUUUCGGGGCAUUUGGCGUCAUGAAGGGAAUCAGGUUUUUCGUGGUUUUCUUGGUGCUUUCCGCGUCUCUGCUGUGCACAGCCGAAGCGGGCAGAAGCAGGACCAGCAACCAGAACAGCUUCCGACGGGCAGCUAACGGCAUUUACCAGACCCUGAGCAGUGUUUUCGGAGAGGACAACAUUAGAGGGCUAUACAAGUUUUUCUCCAAAACCACGGAGCGGUUUGUUCAUGGAGUGGACUCAUUUCUUGACACCAUCUGGAAGAUCUGGUCAGAUCUGCUGGAUGUGAUGGGCAUUGACUCCUCAAACCUCAGCCACUACUUCAGCCCCACAUCUCUCACCAACUCCCCGGCACGCGCCCUCCUCCUCGUCGCCGCCGUGCUCUUGGCCUACUGGUUCCUCUCUGUGUUCCUGGGGGGCUUCUUUUACCUGCUGCACGCUGUUUUCGGCCGCUUUUUCUGGUUAGCACGCGUCACCCUCUUCGCCCUGUCCUGCCUCUACAUUCUACAGAAGUUCGAGGGCGACCCCGAGCGCGCAGUGCUGCCGCUGUGCUUCAUCAUGGCGGUGUACUUCAUGACGGGGCCUGUGGGAGCGUAUUGGCGUCGUGGAGGCGGGGGAGCAGGUUCACUGGAAGAGAAAAUCGACCACCUGGACACUCAGAUCAGGCUGCUCAACAUCAGGCUGAGCCGCGUCAUAGACGGCCUGGAACGCACCGGGGAGCAGUAGACUUAGGUGCAGGCGAGGAUGAGGGGGAGGGAGGGGAUAUUCUAGAACCAGCUGCAGUUGAUGUCAGAAUGCUGUUCCUGCACAUAUCUGCGGCAACACAACUACUGGGUACUUACAACUCUAUUGUCAGAUGGGAACAAAGCUAGAUUUGAAAACAGUAUUUUAACUGCUUGAGUUGAUUUUAGUUACCAGAUACCUAAAAAUGAAAUCCUCAGAAGUGUGGACAGAUGACCUGGAAGUUCCAAAACUCAACCAGACAAGGUUUUUUUUUUGUUGGUUUUUUGUUUUGUUUGCCUCGAAGGUUUGAAAGGUUUUUGCUACAUCUGUAAGGAGGUUAUAAGAGAGAUGUCCAUGGUUUUCUAAAUGCAGGCCUCAGUCUACACCUCAACUACUUUUGAGAAACUCCCAAGUUGGGGUUUGAAUUUUUGGUGUUUUGAUAAGUAUUGUCAAUGCUUGCGCAAAAUGAAUAAGCAUAUUUUAUGUAUGUCUGUGAAUAACCUGGGGGUUGAUUCUGAAACAGUUUCGUCCACAAGCAUUUUUCCCCUUUUUGAAACUAUUGAAGUAGGAAAGGGUGUAUGAUGCAGGGGACCAGUUUAAAAACAUUGUAUUUCUUAUUCUCAUAUGUAAAAUCCUCAAGACGUCAGAUCGUUGUUCAUAGUAAGAUUUAUUUAUUCAGUUUUCCAUCCAAACUGUUGAAAUCAUGUAGAUCUAGUUUGUUUCAUUAAGUCAACAAUACCAUAGUGACAAUAGUUUGACAUCAGGACCUCUUUUUCUUGUGAGUAUGUAUGUGUGUGGUCGCAUCUAUGUGUAUGUGUCUACGAUCUUUUUGAGUGUUUGUUUCAAAUUUAAGGAAUGGAAAAGCACUGUAGUGAAAAGUCACCAUCAGACUGUGAGAAAAUGCAGACAGGCAGCAAUAUCUCAGGGACUCAACCAACAAAUAUUCAGAAUUGGAAAUGAGAUUUCAAGUAUAUUAAAAUCAUGUCUUGGUCUCUUUGAGUCACUUCACAGGUUUUCAGAUAUGGUUUGAAAUCGUCUCAGUAACUUACAUGACUUAUUGAUACAUGAGUGCACCGUGUGUGUUCUUGCAUCUUGUUGGAAUUGCAAGGUUUGGUUUAUGUCAAGACCAAAUACAGUAUUUCAGAUGCUUGUCAUUCAUCAUUUCAAUGUUAGUAUGGAAUUUCCAUAGUAGGAAUUUGUAUAGUGGUUAGUGGUUCUAAAGUUUAAAAUGGACAGUAACGUUUUUAACUAACUUUUAGGAUUAGGAUUUUUAGUGAGGAAUUGUGAUCAAGUUGACUACAGAUUAAUUAGGUCUAGUGCCUUUGAACCUGUAGGGGGCUGUACUGUUCAGCCCAUUUGACUCUUGGCUCUUACCAGUAAUUUAAUGAUAGACUUGCAACCAGCCUGAUGGAUACAUACAGUAUAACAUUCUGUUGAAAACAGUGCUUUAGACAUAAUGUGCAUCACUAUAGCCAGCUGUAGUCUGUUAGUGUGAAAGGUCUUUUUGUAUUUUUUAUUUUUUUCUGCCGUUAUUUCUUUAUAUUUAUCAUGUUCUAUCAGAAGAGAUUGGGCCUUGUUACUGUUUCUUUCCCUGCCAAACAUCUUCAUAUUAUCAUGUUCCCCUGUGCACAGUUCAAUUGUAAAAUUGUAAAUUCAAUUGAUAGAUUCUGGACUGUGUAAACAUGUUUUUAUAUAAAUGACCCUAAUGCUGUGCAAAUUUGAAAAAAAAAAAGUUUGCUUUCAGUGUCUCAUGAGAAAGACUGACUAAAGAGGGACACAAGUCAGUAAUGUUGCAGGAUGUUACAAAGAUCAGCGAGCACUCUUACAGUUAAUGACACCACUGAGGCCAAAGAACCAACCAGUAUUUAUAUCCUCGACACUCAGUAUGUGUGAUAUGCUGUGGGGUGCAAUUUUUUGCCCCUUUUCUAAUGUUUCUCAAUGUAGUAAGGGUGCAAUGUUAACACUUUUCUUGAGUAUGUGGCUGUUUCCCUGUAUAUUCUGAUAAUUAUGUGCGUGGUUUUUCAUGUGUCCAAUGCAACGGCUGAGUUGAGAUUCUCAUUAGACCCUUUGUCUUGCCUUGCAUCUCUAUCUUGGACUUACAGCUAGAUGUGCAAAAUCAGUUCAAUGCUGUAUUUCCAAUCCAGGUUGUCUUAAUGUGCACCAGUAAUUUCUUCAAAAGGAAAAGGUUUUCUCAUCUUUCCCUGACACAUAUAGUUUGUCCCCUGCAGUAAAUCCCCCCAUGGCCCACACAGCCAAAGUAAACUGGUAUUUUCUUGCAUGCUAUGUUUCUUAUGCCUAUAAUGUUACAUCCUAUACAUAUUGUUCACCAUUUAGGUAGAAAACCCUUCCAAAUGUGAUUGUGGGAAUUUGAAUGUUAGUUUCAUUUGACGAAAUUAGCAAGAAAUUAAGUAUAUUAGGGAUUUGUGUUUAACGAGUCUUAUUUUUAACAUUUGCACUGAUUACCAAUCUACUGUAUAGACCAAAUUAUAAUUCUUGUGAGGGCUGUUUCGCAGCUGUCAUCACAGCCAUGCUGUCUAUCCUCUCUGACAUGUUAGUCAUGUUUAGAGCAACCCUUGCACUCCCAGGUGGAAGGAAGAAAAAUGUACAUUGACACAUUUUCAAAGGUCUGCAAUUGAAAAAUAAGAUAUAGUAGCUGGCGUGAAAGAGGAGCUCGAUCCUGGUGUCUUGUGGUGUGGCUCUCUUAAUCUGUUGCCAAUGACUUGUGUAUGUUUUACUAAUAACAGCAUGUGUGAUUUAUGAAGGUAUUAAGUGAAUAGUAAUCAUGUAUGUUGUUUGUUAAGGAAGGUUUUACAUGAUAUUCCAUCGAAUCUUGCCACUAAGAUGGUCUCAGUGUGAUCUUAACAGGCUGAUUUUUCCAUUCAUUAAUGUAUUUCAUGUCAAACAUAUUUAAUGUCAAACACGUGUGUUAUACUGUAGUGGUUCAGAAUUUGGAGCACUUCACUGUUUGAGAAAAAAGAAUCAGGAAUGAAAUAGUUUCUCUUAAAAUUGCACAUAAGUUCUCUCACACAGUUUUAAUCAUUUCUAGCACCAUAAAAAUGUCAGUUUCUGAGAUUUAAAAAAAAAAAAAAAGCUUGAAAACGUUCCAAAUGGACGAGGGCUUUAACCUUCCCUCAAAAUAUCAUGACACUGUAUACUUCAAGUUGCCACUAGCUAUACCUGUAAGCCUACUCAGUUACCACUUGGCAUCACUGCAUAGAUGUUGAAAGAUGCUAGAUCUCUCUGUUGACACCUCUCAGCACUGGAAUGACUGCUACAUUCAGAUUAUAUUUAUUAUCUGUUGAAACUGUCCAUGUACUGUAUCCUACUUAUUCCUGUUAUUCCAUGUAGCCUGCUUUUUCUGACAUGCUGUGCCAAUGAUGUUUUUUUUUAUUUAAGGCAAUUCUUUGUAUCUGUUGAAAUUUGAAUAGGUGUAAUUUUUUUUAUUUCAACAUUUCUAGACCUUUUUUUAAAAAAAAGAUCCUGUACUUCAGUAACAUGGCAAACGCCAAACUGUUCUGCCUGCUGUUGUCUACUUUGUAUGCGUGUGUGUGACUUUAUGAAAACCUGUCGGUGGGUAAAUGAUAUUUUAGUUUUUCUUUGUGUCGAAGUGAAAAUGAGGUCCAGAUUUGAAUAAAUUAAACACCGCAGUAGGA
Molecule: messenger RNA, 5202 nt
Organism: Thunnus maccoyii (southern bluefin tuna)
Lineage: Eukaryota; Metazoa; Chordata; Actinopteri; Scombriformes; Scombridae
Gene: bri3bp
Product: bri3 binding protein
Exons: 3
Coding region: 848-1552 (234 amino acids)
Cellular component (GO): mitochondrion
Source: RefSeq, a predicted model, not a curated record